AUGAGUGAAGUGACGAAACGAGAGAACACAAAUGGGGAGAAAAUUGACGAACAAAAUGACCCAAACAGUGAAACUCCUGUAACAGAAGAGCAGAAGAGAACUGUGAAGGUAGUUCAAGCGAUUGACCCUAAAAAUAUAACCAUAGAGACUAUACCAGCCAUUGAUCAGUCACUCAAAAAGAAACGGAACAUCAAGUUAGUCGACAAAAUCACUUUUGUGAUGGCGUUUGGUAUUAUCUUACUCUCGGAGUUUAUCAUGCUGAGAAGAGCAAACUUGAUCCCACUCCUUUAUCUCAUGUUAUUCAUUCCAUUGGUUGUUGCGAGGUAUUUAGUGUAUCGGAUGUCUAAGUGGCAAUUAUUCUUAUUAGAUUUCUGUUACUUUGCAAAUGCUGGGAUGUUAUUAUUACUCUUUUUGAUAUACCUCUUUGGCAUAGUCGGCCCACUCUUUGAAAUCAUCUUCAUUAAUAUGACGGGUCCAUUGUUACUUGCCAUUAUCAUAUGGAAGAAUUCGUUUGUUUUCCACGACUUGACAAAACUGACAUCCAUCGUGUUGCACUUCUUCCCAAAUCUGGUUUUGUACUAUUUGAGAUGGAAAUCCAAUUUCAAUAUUCCAACAAAACUCACAUUCUUGACUGGAUUCGUCUAUCCCAUCUCAUUCUACAUUUUGUGGCAAGCACUCUAUUUGCUGAUCACAGAAGUAAUUCUCAGACACAAAAUUUAUAAGGGAGGGUACAUGACAUCUAUUAGGUGGCUGUGCGAGGAGAAGCCACAUAUGCUUUACAGAUUCGUCACACAGACUCUCGGGUGGUGGAAAGACUCGAAGUUGAAAACUAUGGUGUACACACAAUUCAUAUACACGUUGGUCGCAUACAUACCAGCGUAUGUAUGUUUCUAUUCGAAGACCGCACACAGAACUUUUAUGAUAUUCACAAUCUUGUGGGCUGCUUACAACGGCGCCAAUUUUUAUUUGGAAAUCUUUGCCAAGAAGUACGACCAAUACCUCGAAAGAUUCUCAAUGGAGAAAGACAAGGACAGUCCUAAGUGA
Molecule: messenger RNA, 1044 nt
Organism: Entamoeba invadens IP1
Lineage: Eukaryota; Evosea; Mastigamoebida; Endamoebidae
Exons: 1
Coding region: 1-1044 (347 amino acids)
Biological process (GO): phosphatidylcholine biosynthetic process
Source: RefSeq, a predicted model, not a curated record